AUGGCUUCUCUUGGUGGUAACCUAUUGCCCUUCGGCACCCAUGUCAACCCUAUCUACGCUGGUAUAGCCGUUGCCGUCAUCGGCAGUGUCUGCGCUUCUAGACUCAUCUCCAAACCUGCCAAAGACGAGCGGGCUCCUGGACUUCUCAAGUCCUUCUUCCUCUUCUUCUACUCCUCGUUCCUCAAGCCCCACCAGGGCGAUACCAAGGGCACGCAGCAAGAUGCCCUUGAGAGCUUCUACAAGUCACAGGCUGGAGCCUACGACGCCACUCGCAAGGUCCUCCUCCGAGGGCGCGAGGACAUGCUAGCGCUCGUCUCGGCUCAGCUGAAGGCAAAGGUUGAUGCCACCAGCGGCGGCCAGAAACGCAUCUGGGUCGAUAUCGGUGGCGGCACCGGUUGGAACAUUGAGGCCAUGUCCCAAUUCGUCAAUGUGUCCGAGUUCUUCUCCAGCGUGUACCUCGUCGACUUCUCCCCUUCGCUAUGCGAGGUUGCUCGCAAGCGCUUCGAGCGCCUUGGAUGGGACAACGUGACAGUUGUCUGCCAGGAUGCCCGCAAGUUCCGCCUCGAGGACUAUGAGUCGGGCAAUGCCCUGGUCCGUAGCCCCAUGCGCUCGCCUGCGCUCAGCUACUUCCAGAAGCGCCCGGAGCAUGGCGGUGCCGACUUGGUCACCAUGUCCUACAGCUUGUCCAUGAUUCCUGACUACUACUCAGUCGUCGAUUCCGUAGGCUCGCUGCUGUCACCCCAGGGAAUCAUGGGCGUCGUCGACUUUUAUGUUCAGAACCAAGUCGACUUCUCGUUCCGCAACUACACGGGCGGUCUCAUUGACCGCCAUACCAACUUCUUCACCCGCAGCUUCUGGCGAUCCUGGUUCGACCUCGACCGUGUUGGUUUGGAGCCUAGCCGCCGCGACUACCUUGAGUAUAAGUAUGGCACCGUCCUCAACCUGAACGCUCGUAACAAGGCCCUCGGCUCGAUUCCGUACUACAUUUGGGUCGGAUGCCACAAGAAGCCCUUCUCGCCAUCGAGUCUGCCUCACGAGAUUAUUGAGCGCAUCGACGCCCUGGCCACCGAGUCUCCCUAUCUCUUCCCCAAGAACCAAGGUGACGCUCUCACCCGCGCUAUUGAGCGCUCCGCUCCUGAGAUCCGAUCAAAGGCUUUCCUCACCGCGGUCUCCAAUCUCUCAGCCAAUCUGCCCUUGCCCUCGUUCUUCUACCAGAACCACCACUGGCGCAUCUACUACGAUGAUCAACUCCAGAAGCACAAGCAGUUCAACGAUGAGUACAUCUACGCAUUUACCUGGGAGGACACACGCGUCGACGAGCGUAUCCUCAAGUUGGGGCCUGAUGACAAGGUCAUCGCCAUCACUUCGGCUGGUGACAACAUCCUGUCUUAUCUCACACAGAGUCCUGCGCGCGUUCACGCCGUCGACCUGAACCCCACCCAGAACCACCUUCUCGAGCUCAAAGCGGCCGCCUACACCUCGCUCCCGUAUGAGGACUUUUGGAUGAUCUUUGGCGAUGGCAAACACCCCAGCUUCCGCGAUCUGCUCAUCACCAAGCUGUCCCCGCACCUGUCGAGCCGUGCCUUCCAGUACUGGCUCAAGAACGUCCACGUCUUCCAAAACUCGUCGAGCUACGGUCUGUACGACACGGGCGGCUCACGCCACGCCAUCCGUGUCUUCCGCUGGGUUGCCCGCGUUUUCGGUCUGCGCGCUGUUGUCAACAAGAUGCUCGAGGCCCCGACCCUGAACGAGCAGCGUGAGAUCUGGCGCAACAAGAUCCGCCCCGCCCUCCUCUCCAAGCUUGUUUGCAACCUUGUUGUCGCGCAGGAAUCCUUCCUCUGGGCAGCUCUCGGCGUCCCCAAGAACCAGCUGGCCAUGAUUGAGCACGACCACGCCAACUCUGCGGGCGUCAAGUCCGGGCAGGCCAAGAACACUCGCUCCCACGCCAUCUGGCAUUACAUGGUCAACACCCUCGAUCCCAUGGCCGAGCAGACGCACGUCGCUGGAGACAACCCGUAUUACUAUGUCUGCCUCGCCGGCAAGUUCUCCCGCAAGUGCCACCCGGACUACCUCAGCCCGCGCAACCACGCCAAACUCUCACGCCCCGGUGCCCUUGACAGCCUGCGCAUCCACACCGACGAGUUUGACGAGGUCAUCUCGCGCAUCAUGCCUGGCGAGCUCACCGUCGCCGUCGUCAUGGACAGCAUGGACUGGUUCGACACGGGCUCCCACGCCGCCGCCGCCCAGGUCACCAAGCUCAACCGCGCACUGGCCACGGGUGGCCGUGUCAUGCUGCGCUCCUCGGCCCUGAACCCGUGGUACAUCAAGGUCUUCGAGGCGCACGGCUUCACCGCCAAGAGGCAUGGGGCGCGCGAGAAUGGUGCCUGCAUUGACAGGGUCAACAUGUACGCUUCGUGCUGGAUCUGCACCAAGACGGAGAAUCUGCCCCCGCCGACCCCUGAGAUGGAGCGCAUGAGCAACUCGGACAUGCCUCCUUUAUCGAUUUAA
Molecule: messenger RNA, 2508 nt
Organism: Emericellopsis cladophorae
Lineage: Eukaryota; Fungi; Ascomycota; Sordariomycetes; Hypocreales; Bionectriaceae
Product: Protein-L-isoaspartate O-methyltransferase-like protein
Exons: 4
Coding region: 1-2508 (835 amino acids)
Source: RefSeq, a predicted model, not a curated record